Molecule: messenger RNA, 1339 nt
Organism: Oryza sativa Japonica Group (Japanese rice)
Lineage: Eukaryota; Viridiplantae; Streptophyta; Magnoliopsida; Poales; Poaceae
Source: RefSeq, a predicted model, not a curated record
UUCAAGAACUCGGCUCGUUCGUCAUCAACCUCCCUCCCCUCCAAGAAUUUCUUCGCCGAUUCCAUCUCUUCAACCUCCAACUUCCUGCGAAUCAUUCACAGCGUACAGAAUUCACAAACCGCAUGAACCAGAGCGCGAAAUCAAUCGACCUCAACUCGACGAUGACGCUGAGGUGGAUGCGCGGGCCAUGCCAUGCUCGAGUGACCCGACGCGGCGGAAGAUCGUGCGGAUCGUCGGUCGCCGGCAAUCCGUUCCUAUCCAAAUCAUGUUUCGUCCUCCGAUUCCAACUUGCCUGUGAUUGCUGAGAUCGAUUUGCAUGUCGUCUCCGACUCCGACUCCUCUACUCUGCUCUACUUAAGCUAAGCCCAGCUGGGCGGACGACGAUCGCCGGCGGGAGGAGAAGCCUCAGCCAUGGCUACCGUCGACCGCUAUAUGUGGAAUAAAACCGAACACCUCACUCUGCGCCCGCCCUGCCAUGGCGGGGACCCUCUGGAUGCACACCAGCCUCUACCAUGGAUCCUCCUCGACGUCCGCGCCUACAUCGCCGACCGCCGGAACGCCACCACCGCCGCGGCCGAUCUCGGCAAUGGCCAUCGAAUCGAGAUCACCAUCUUCACCGCCCCACCGCCGCAGGUCUCCUACAUCUGCGCCUGGUGCCCGACCGGCGACCCCGCCCGGAUCUUCGCCAAUGAGCCCCUCGUAGGCUGCGUCAACGCCGACCUCGUCUUCCUCCGCCUCUACAGCGAGGUAGUCUACGACCUCGUCUACCGCGCCGGUGGCCGCCCUUCGCUCACGCUCAUCCGGGACCCCGUCGACGUCGACGCCGCCAGCUUACAGAGGGAUUACCUGCGUUCGCUCCACAACAUUGCCCUCCUCCGUCGUGCUCUCUGGAUCUGGACCUCCAUCGAGUCACACCAUCUACGGCAGCUUACAAACUCUGCCUCUACGAGUCCACCAUCCAUGGCGAUGGCAAGUGGAGCCUGGAGAGCCUCCUUCUACCCCAGCUGCGUCAAAUGAUCGUCUAUAAUACGAGCAGGGUAAUUACUCUGGAUGAUGAUGGACAGGGAGUAGUGGCCUUCAUUGAUCUCAAGCGGGGAAUCCACAUCUGCAACGUGCUCGCCCAUGGCUGUCCUGGAAGUUACCUGCCACUGCCGCCAGAGCUCACCAGCUCUCGAAUGAGCUUCUUUGCCGGGACAUUGCCAUCGUUAAUGGUCUUCUCACCAUUGUCGGACUGCGUACUUUCUUUGAUUCAGACACUGAUUGCUGGUCCUGGGAUCUGUCCACAUGGAGCAAACCGGUGGCUCAUCUGGACAACAGCAAGGACUGGCAAAAGGGCUUC